AUGCUAUACAAUGACAACGGCAGACUUGUCUUUCGCUUUGACGAUCACACGCUCUGGAUUGAGCCCUGGGGCGAAAAUGCUUUUCGUGUGCGAGCAACUAAGCUCCCUGCUAUGCCAACGGAAGAUUGGGCCCUGACUCUCCCGCCUUGUGCCUCCCACGCCAAGAUCGAAAUUCCUGAUGGGAAAGAUGCGAGCAUCUCCAAUGGCAAAAUCCGGGCAACAAUCUCACAGCGCGGCAAAGUCAUCGUCUAUGAUCACCAUGGAAAGACACUCCUUGAAGAAUACGCCCGUAACCGGCAAGAUCCAACAGAUCCCAAAUGCAGUGCCCUCCUAGUUGAAGCUCGCGAGCUACGCCCGAUUCUUGGUGGCGAUUAUCAUCUCAAGCUUCGAUUUGAAUCACUGGACCCCAGGGAAAAGAUCUUUGGAAUGGGACAAUAUCAGCAACCAUAUUUGAACCUGAAAGGCGCAGAUCUGGAGCUCGCUCAUCGAAACUCGCAAGCCAGCGUUCCAUUUGCUCUCUCCUCGCGUGGGUACGGGUUCCUCUGGAACAAUCCAGGGAUCGGCCGAGCGACAUUUGGUACCAAUGUGAUGAGCUUUGAAGCGUACUCCACUCGCAGCUUAGACUACUGGGUCGUCGCGGGUGACUCGCCGGCGGAAAUCGAGCAGGCCUAUGCCAAAGUCACAGGCUAUGUCCCUAUGAUGCCUGAAUACGGGCUUGGCUUCUGGCAAUGCAAGCUCCGCUAUUGGAACCAAGAGCAACUGCUGGACGUUGCCAGAGAGUAUCGCCGGCGUCAGGUGCCGCUUGACUUGAUUGUCAUUGACUUUUUCCAUUGGAAGCACCAAGGUGAAUGGAGUUUCGAUCCUGAAUUUUGGCCUGACCCUGAUGCGAUGAUCAAGGAGCUUCAAGAACUCAAGGUGGAGCUGAUGGUCUCGAUUUGGCCUACCGUGGAAAACGCCUCCGAGAAUUUCCCUGAGAUGCUUGAGCGCGGACUUCUAAUCCGACACGAUCGUGGGCUACGAGUGGCCAUGCAAUGCGAUGGAGAUAUCACGCAUUUCGACGCGACUAAUCCGGAAGCUCGACAAUUCGUCUGGAGCAAAGCGAAGAAGAACUAUUAUGAUCGAGGCAUUAAGGUGUUCUGGCUUGAUGAGGCGGAGCCAGAGUAUUCCAUCUAUGACUUUGAUAUCUUCCGCUAUCACGCUGGCAGUAACCUGCAGAUUGGCAAUAUUUUCCCUAGGGAGUAUGCACGCGCUUUUUACGAAGGUAUGCAGGCCGAGGGUCAAGACAACAUUGUCAAUCUCCUUCGAUGUGCGUGGGCAGGGAGCCAAAAAUACGGCGCCCUCGUCUGGAGUGGAGAUAUCGCGUCGUCUUGGGGAUCCUUCCGAAACCAGCUUGCCGCGGGCUUGAACAUGGGUCUCGCUGGUAUUCCUUGGUGGACCACCGAUAUUGGUGGCUUCCACGGUGGAAAUCCCGACGAUCCAGCGUUCCGUGAGCUUUUCACGCGUUGGUUCCAGUGGGGUGCAUUCUGCCCAGUAAUGCGUCUACACGGAGACCGCGAACCGAAGCCCGAGGGUCAGCCAACUGCAAGCGGUUCCAACAAUGAGAUCUGGUCAUAUGGUGAAGAAAUUUACGAAAUUUGCAAGAACUUCAUAGAGGUCCGAGAGCAUCUCCGAGAAUACACACGAGGUUUGAUGCGAGAAGCACAUGGAAAGGGUACGCCUGUGAUGCGUACCUUGUUUUACGAGUUCCCUGAUGACCCCAGAGCAUGGGAUGUUGAAACUGAGUACAUGUUUGGCUCGAGAUACCUAGUGGCCCCGGUAUUGGAGGCUGGACAGCGCACGUCUCAGGUUUAUCUGCCAGCAGGAGCAAAGUGGGAAUUAUGGAGCAGACUUGCGAGUUCCAAAGAGGGUGCGUCAAAAACGUGGGACGGAGGUAUCACUGUCGAGGUUGACUGUCCGAUUGAGACAAUGCCCGUUUUCUGUCGCGUGGACUCUGAUGCUCGAGAUGCGUAG
Molecule: messenger RNA, 2010 nt
Organism: Penicillium diatomitis
Lineage: Eukaryota; Fungi; Ascomycota; Eurotiomycetes; Eurotiales; Aspergillaceae
Product: putative glycosyl hydrolase
Exons: 2
Coding region: 1-2010 (669 amino acids)
Biological process (GO): carbohydrate metabolic process
Molecular function (GO): hydrolase activity, hydrolyzing O-glycosyl compounds; carbohydrate binding
Source: RefSeq, a predicted model, not a curated record